GGUUGGUUUAGAGUACGUCAUUGUCGAUAUAUUACGCUGUGCAUUCUUUUCACAAUUCCCUCGGGAGGCUAAUAACUACAGGUUCUGUCCUUGGGGAGUUGAACGGCUCACAAACUCUUCACGUCAACAAAGAAACCUGCGACUUGUGACCGCGACCCGUUUCAAAGCCCCAAAAACCGGCAAACCAGCGGAAAGUGAGUCAGAUCAACUGCACUCGAGCAGUAAAACAGAAGUUAAGACGCAUUGAGACAGAAAUUUCAAGACCAUCAGAGAACGACCGUAGAAGUAUUUCUAAAGUUUUAAACUUGAUUUUAAAACAUUUAUGCAGGAAAAUAGCGUUACUUCACCGCUGAAGGAAGAAACGGUAACCAUUGGUUGGAUAACCACCAUGGAAAGUAAUCAAAUGCCCAGGUUGGCUAUAUUUUUUUGGUGGCGAGAACUGAUUUCCUCCUCAACAGCGCGCCGCUCAUUUACUCGGCCACGUGAUAAUCUAUGUUCUCGUACACUUUUAUCCCUAACGUUGUCAAAAGGUUUUCAGACGUUCGUUAAUUGUUAUGGUACUUUUUGCCCACUUUUUUCCUUCCAGUGGUUGCGGUUUGGCCAGGGCACACUUUGAAAAACAGCCUCCCUCUAACCUUCGCAAGAGCAACUUCUUCCACUUCGUACUGGCGUUUUAUGAUCGCACGGGGCAAGCGGUGGAAAUCGAACGUGCUGCGUUCGUUGGUUUCAUUGAACAUCUUCCUGUAAGUUUUUCUAAACAUUUUGACUUUUCCACCGAUAAGCAACUGUUGUCACAGCUCGAGGUUCUUGAUACGUUUUUUUCUUACCCAUUUCCUUGUAACAGGAUCAAAAGAAUGUCCGAAAUGGAGCUUCGUACAGACUUCAACUUCUCUACAGCAACGGUGAGUUGUGUUGUUCAUUUCCCGGCCAUGUGAGUGUAGUGACGGUUCGUCGAAGUGUGUACGUACCAGACUGAGCUCGUUAUCAAAUUAAGAAGGACUCCGGUGGGAAUAUGAAAUUCACUUGUGGAAAAUAAGCGUCGACAGGGGAAAAGUGAUCCAUGGUCUUCAGAGACAUAUUUUGUUCCGGUGUAUUAACCAGACAUUGGUCGUCGGGUUUUAAUACUUUAGUUGUCAUCUAACGGAAUGCGUCAGUCUGCGCACUCGAGUAUUUACUCAAGUUGCCAAGGGACUUGCUUUUUCAAACAAAACUGUACAAGUUGUUUACUGUGCCCAAAGCAUUGGUUUCAGUUGGUGACAAAUGAAUAAGCGAAAAAUAAACAUUCAAAUUGGGAGAAAUGUGAGAAGCUAAAACUGCAAAUAUAAGGGCGCGCUCGCCCUCGCAAUCGUUUGUUUAAUUGCCCCGUCAAAGAUGCGUAGCGUGGAAAACUAAUAAACUUAUAUACAUCCCUUUAAAACUCUCACCAGGUAUCAGAAGUGAACAAGACAUCUUUGUUCGCCUUAUUAACUCGGCAACGAAGCAGGUAUAUUAAUGGGGUAAUUAAAUGUAAAAUCUGACUUGUCGAAGAUGAGUUGGUACCAGAAAAGUAGAUAUUAUCAUAUUUUAGUUCACUACGUUUUAAAUCUGGUAAUUAACAUUCUUUUCCAGUUCACAUAAAUACCAGUUUGGACGGAGAGUUCCGUUCGACCUAAAAUUUGUUUGUUGGUCUCGUCUUGCAGGACAUUAGUACUAGUGUAAAUUUUGACCCAUAAGUUCUUUCUGAUGUUAUUUUGACCAAGCAAUUAUUCCUGUCAUCCGUGAGCUGAGGUUUCAUAAUUUUACCAAAAAACACAAUGUUGUUUUUUUAUCUUUAAAUGGGCUUUUUAAUAAGAGGGCUUCUUUUGUAUGUGCCUCCCCAAAAAUUAUUUAGAGAAGUUAAGAAUCUUCCAGGAAACCUCCAGCUUGUCUUUUUAACAAUUAACAAAAACCAUAUAUCUCUUUUGCCUUAUAUUAAAAGUUGAUUAACUUUGUUUACUUCAGCCUAUUGUAUAUGAAGGCCAAGACAAAAAUCCAGAAAUGUGCCGUGUCCUUAUGACACAUGAAGUUAUGUGCAGGUAAUUAUUAAUUCUUCAUCCAGUUUUCAGUGUCUCAAGUUUGUUUGGCGGCUGUUGGGCCUUUUUAAAGUUCUGGAAAUUUCUUGCUCAUUAUAGCCAAAAAAAGUGAAGUAUGGUGUUGAAUACUAAUUAUGUGUUUCAUCUUUUGUCCGCCCUUGUUUAUAGUCGAUGUUGUGAAAAGAAAUCGUGUGGUAAUAAAAAUGAAACCCCAUCAGAUCCAGUUAUAGUGGACAGGUAUGAAACUGUAACACUGUAAUAAAUGUUGUAAGAUUUGUUCCCAUGUGGUGUUAGCUAAUAAAAAAUCUUCCCUGAGGGAACUGUUUAUCUUACUUGACUGAUUUCAUCGCCAAAAUAAUGCAUUCCAUGUCUUAUUCAAACACAGUCAAAGAAACAGAUUACUGGUACAUUGAAAUGUGUCAAGUAUGGUUAAUUGUUCUGUGAUAUUGUUCCCAGAAACAAUAGCUUGGCUUAAUUGGGCUCUGAUGUAAACAAUUUUUUGCUGAAGUUAAUCCAAAAAAUCAUGUGAAUGCUCCAAUAUGUCUCAAUGAUGUUUUGUCAAUUAUUUGCCUUCUCUCAUAUUUUCUGGGAGAUAUUAAAAUUUAUUAGGCCUUGGAAAUAAGGGAUUUGAGAACCAAAUGAACAGUUAAUGUUAAGUUUGAAGCGUUUUCAAACCUGACAAAAAUGGCUAAAUUAACUUAGGUUCUUGCCAUGGUAGAAACAAUUAGGUUUUGUUUUCUGUUUUUUUAAUUACUAAAUAAUGAGAUUUAGACACACAGUGCACCAUACAAAUAUUUUUGUUUUCUUGGGUAUUAACUUUGAAUUUCUUGUUGUAGCAAGGAAAAUUAUGUCGCACAUAUGAUCUGUUGACCUCGUAAUUGGCUUAUUAAUUUGGCUAAAGAGCAUUUUUAAAAAAACAAUAGUCAAUAGUCAAAGAGGAAAGAGUUUAUAUAUAAGAAUUGGUGUUGUCAUCGAAAUUUUUACAGACCCCACCCCAAUUCUCAUUAACCUAAUUUUCUGUAAAAAUGCAAAUAUAAAAGCUAUUGUGGUUAAUUAACAAGAAUUGUGGAACUGACUGUCAGAUGAAUUUAAUUUAAUUGAACUUGGCUUGAAAGUUUUGAAAGAAGAUUCAGUGGCAGUAUUACUAAACAAAGAAAGUUGGCGGUAUUUCCUGUUUGUCCCGGAUGACUCACUCAGAAAAAGCUUGUUGGUGCAUUUUUGUCAUAUUUCUUUCUUGCAAAAGUUUUUUUUAUGUGAUUAUUUAGUAAUGAUUAAACCCAAGGUGAUUAUUCUCUUUCCUUUGCUGAAGAAGGAAUCUUGAGCAAGUAAUGUUAUCUGAAAGUCCAAAGUAAUUAAACAAAAAAAUCUUGGAGUCAACUUGAAGUGUUUGCAUACCUUGGAUUGUUACUAAAAAAAAAAAAAAUGUUGAUCUUUAAGAUAAAUAAAUUAUUACCAGGUGUCACUAGAGCAUCAAAUAAUUAAUUAUUAGUAGUAAAUUAAAAAAGUAUAUGACUUUUUUUCUGCUUUCAAGAAGAAAAGUGAAUUUGAGCUGACUAGAAUAAACUGCUGAACAUUCUCAAGUAAACUGUGUUGUGAUGUAAUAUCAUUUGUAAUUGUUAUGACUUUUCAUUUACUUGCAGAUUCUUCCUUAAAUUUUUUCUCAAAUGCAAUCAAAAUUGUCUUAAAAAUGCGGGAAAUCCAAGGGAUAUGAGGCGAUUUCAGGUGAAUAAUAUUAUCAAGCUCUUAUAAUUUUACCUUUGGCAGUAAGCUAGUAUUUAUGGCAAACUUAACAGAGUCAAGAGUUCCAUCUGGCUGGAGGCAAACCAGCUGGCUAUUUAAAGGUGUGGCUGAGGAUUUGAACUUGGGACUACCGUGAACAGAUUCAGCAAGUGCUCAUAGCAGGACUUUCACUUGGGCCCUUCACAUUGCUAGUCCACCACUGUAACCACUUGGCCCACUGCCUUCCUAUGGUGGUUUCAGAUUUUCAAGUAAUGGGGUACCUAUUCAUCCAGACCCUAAGAAAAUAAGGGAGCCUGGCAAAAAUGUUUCUCAGCCAUGCAGGCUUUAGGCUGAUUUUUGUACUAUACUGGAUACAGGGUUGUCACUAAGAUUUCAAGUUGCUAGGUAAAUACAGCAAGUAGGUGGGGAAUCAAACAGCUAGGGAUUGCUUAAGGUUCUAUUUUUUUUCUAUUUUCCAAUAAAAGUAGCCAGGGGCCACGCUUAGCAGCCAGGGGAAAUCCCUGGGCCCUGGCUCUUAAUGACAACCCUGUGGAUAGCUUUUUGUAUCGACAUGACAGCUGCAGUGGUACAGAACUUGGACAAGUCAUUCCCACACAUUGAACAUUGUGCCAAAGUGACUGGUCGAGUUGGUUUGGUGACCUCAUUUCCCGUCCUCAUGCCUGAUUUUACUUGCAUUUCAGUGGUUUCCAGCCCUAGCUCCAACAUGUAUUUUUUCACUUCUGCUACUGUCUGAAUACCAGUUCACUCUGCACCAAACUGUGGUAUAGAAUCUGUCCAUUAUGAGACACUCUACUUUUGAGAUUGGCACGGUGCAGCUGCUUUCUGUUAACAGAAAUCACACCAAAAUCAUGGUCCUCAUGAGUGAACAGAAGCACUAUCCGAUAUGGUUUUCAUGCCAGGCACAAGAGCUAUUUGGUAUGGUACGAUCAUAGGCUUAAUUGGUUUGGCCUAAAAAUAAGUUGGGGCCUGUGCCCCUCCCCUAGUUCCAGUGGUGGUAUCUAUGUUGUUGUUCAAUAUUUUUAUCCCUGGUUUAGUCUUUAUUUUCUUUUGUUUUUGGGUAUUGUAAUUUAUGAUAAUGAGUUUAUCAAACAUUACCAUGUACCCAAAAACAAAAGAAAAUAAAAAUUAAACCAAGGAUAAAAUUGAACCACAACAUCUACACUAUAUGGAUUAGACCCACUGUUGUGCUCUCGUAUUUAUGGUGUUAAGUUUGGAAGCUCUGAUUGGUGAUCUGCCAUAGUUUUUGAAUAAUUUAAUAACGACAUGAUGUGUUCUACUUGUUAUCAAGGUUCAUAUUUCAUCCUUAUUGGAUCCAGUUGCUGGGAUGUUGGCUUGUUCUGAUAACAUGUUUGUACACAACAAUUCCAAGCAUGGCAGAAAAAGUCGCAAAGUAGAGUCUGCAUAUGGUAUGUGUGGUUGUACUGCUUUGUUUGGCUAUAUUGCAUCACAGGUUAAAGGCAUUCCAAACUUAAAUUAUGUUAAGCAUGCACAAAGCUGAGUGACAUUACUACGUGGUGAGAUUGUGUGACCACACAACGUCUUCAAAAUUGUGGUAGAUGGUCUUAGCUUGGUUCAAGUGCAGUGCUAAUGACACUGACUUUUUUGGAAACUAGGCAAUGGGCUAGUAAGUGAAAUAAAUCACUAGCCCAUGAGGGCAAGCCUUUGGUCCAAAAAAAGCCUAGACAAAAAUUCCAGGGGGUUAGGAACCAGUCUUCUCCAUUCCACUCCCUACAUGUACAUGGCUCUGUUUUGCGAGUCAAUCUUACGAUACCUCCACGGCAUGGGUAGCAAGUCCUUAGUUUACAUUAAAUACUUAUUAAUAUUAGAAACAAACUACUCAUAAAGCUUUUUUUUAAAAAAAGAACUUCACAAGUUAAAAGAGUUUUAGAAAAGCUAUUUUGUCAACUAAACUAACUGGUUUAGGGGCUAGUUGAAGCAUAUUUUUACUAACCCAACCUAAAGUUUCACUAGUCCAGGGCUAGUGGACUAGUGUUUAUAGUGUCAAGCACUGAUUUAGUGAUUAUGAGAAAUGCACCAUUUUACCAAUGCCCAUUUUUUGUCUUUUAGUGCGUUCCCUUUCAGUUUGCCUACCAUUAAUUUUUUAUUUUCCAUGACGUCUUAUAAUUUUUGAUGGUAUUCACGGUUUUGAUUGAGAAGUCAUUAAUCUUUUGUGGAGGUGGGCAAGUGGAAAAAGUAGUGUCAUUUAAUUCUUAUUUUAUCAAUGUACCAUGCUGUUUCUACCAAGGUAGUUAUGCAAGGCUCACAUUUCUUGUAGCGAAAACCCACCCCAUCUCCUAAAAUGUCUACAAACUUUUCUUUAUCUCAUUUUGAACAUCAAUAUUUAUAUUUUGUAGGGGGCUUAAUUGAAGGGCUCCUUGAAAAUAACGUCCCCUCCAAAAUGGAAUAAGAGGUCCAGGGGACAUUUUGCCAGGGACUGGUAGUUACAUGUAGGUUAAGGGGAAUAAUGUUAUUCAUAUACCAAAAUUACCUAUCAUUGUCAUUUGCAGCAAUUUUAGUCUCUAAGGUUGCAGUAAUAUUAUUGCUGGUUUUCAGCUGGCAUGACAGCAGCUAUGCUGAUGGACAAGAACAAUGAAAGCACUUCCCUCUUUAGGGAUCCCAACUCUUUUUUCUGACACAUUCUUAGAGAAAAAGUUUAUUGUUUUGUUAAUAACUGUCAACAUUCCAUAUUAUUUUUUAGCAUUUCCUAGCAUCAAGGCCAUCUGUCCAAAUGAAGGAUGGACGACUGGCGGAACACAUGUUGUGGUCAUUGGAGAGAAUUUCUUUGAUGGUUUGCAGGUUGUUUUUGGCUCACUUAUUGUUUGGAGUGAGGUGAGGACAAUGGAUUUACUUACAUGCAUUUACCUACACUCUGUGGUGCUUUUUCAUCUGGGAUAGAACAAUGUGCACAAAAAUGUAUAAUCACUCUUUUUCUUCUAUUUUUUCUUUAUGUGAACAUAAUGCAAGAUUGUUCAUAAUGUGCUGUAUGUUACGAACAUUCAUACAUGUGCAUGUUUUACAAAUUUGAUUAAUGUCAUAAAUAUAAUAUUUAUAUAGUACGCUGUAUUUUUGUCUUCAGUUCAUUACACCUAGUGCUAUCCGUGUGCAAGCCCCUCCCAGACCCAUUCCUGGAAUGGUGGAGGUUACAUUAAUGUACAGAAAUAAACAGUUUUGCAAGACUGCACCGGGAAGAUUUAUCUACUCUGGUUAGUCCUCUAGCAUUGAUACCUAGCUAAGAAAAAACAGCUGUUUCUUACAUGUAGUUUUUGUUUUUAUCGUUUUAUGUCACUUUCAGCUAAAGAUUGCUAAUACAUGUAGAUUUAUAAGAAACCUGAAAGAUUCCAAGACUAAGGUGACUUUUUUCAGCAAGCCUGCACAGUCAACCAAGAAAAGAACAUGCCUUUUUCUCGUAAGAAGUCCCCACAUUGUAAGGCUGCAGUGGGCUCAGUAAUGACUAUCGGUUUAUCAACUGGUACUGUAAUAACCAAAGGUUACAGAGUGCAGGCAACAAUGAUCGAAGGUCAAAACACUUUUGCUCCAUUGUGGUGCUUUGCGUAGGUUUCAAGUGAUAGAUGGUCAACACAUGCGCUCAGAAUACAAGUGAUAGAAGGUCCAAACGCACGUGAUCAAAUUGUGCUCUGUGCAUUCCAUUUAUUCUUAGUGAAAGUCAAAACGAAUGUUGGCUACAUAACAUGCUCCUCAUGUUGCCUGCAAUAAACAGAUGCUUGCACUCUUGAAACCAGUUUGAUGAGAGAAAACAAGAUCGAUUAGUCCAGAAGUUUCGGCUUCAGUGCAUGACUUCGAAGGCUUGACUUGAUUCAGGCAGAAUUAAGUGGGUUCUGCUGGUAGGAUAUGUAUUCACCAAUGGCUGAUAGAGUGAUGUGGAAAGAAAGUGUUUGAGGAGACUCAGCUAAGGCGAAUUAAAGGAUGAUGAUGGUAGUCACUUAGUCUACUGUCACUAUCAGAUUGUUAUUUUGUUCACUUUUUUUUCAGCCCUUUGUGAGCCUACAAUUGACUAUGGAUUCCAGAGACUGUCAAAAAUUAUCCCAAGACAUCCAGGUGAUCCUGAAAAAUUACCAAAGGUGAGACGAUUUUUUUGUGUACUGUAUUUGCUUUGCUGUUAGACAUGACCUUGACUAACGUCCAUGUUAUAAGUAGAAAAUAAAGUUCACUUUACUUAAGGGAGAGCAUUUUGUUGUAGCUACGUUAAUUUCUUUCUGUUACCCACAGGUUAUUAAAAGUGUAUUUAUUUAUUUUUUAUUUUUUCACCAAACAACUGUCGCUGUUUAAUAGUGAGAGUGUGGGCCAUGUGAUCUUUCGCUUAACUAGGAUUGUAACAUUAUCGUACCUAAAUGCGAUAGCUACCCAAAUGUUAAUUGUAUUGUUAUUUGUCUUGAAAACCAAUGUUGUGCUUAAGCUUCAAUAAAAGCAAACCAAUGAAAGGCCCAGAGUUAUUACAAGGCUCAGUUUCUGGAAGAGAAGCGUUUAUAUUAUAUUAGAGAGAAUUUUUUCCGUUUGAAUUUGACGCUACUAAUAACACGACCAUUUAUACUCAAAUACUGUCUUACGAAACUGUUUAGUACAUUCAUCUUCUACGUUUUCAUUGACCAAGAAAGUUGUAAAAUCACUAUAGCCAGCGUAGCAAUCUUUUCCAAGCGAAUUCCUCGAGAAAGUUGGGACGGGAGGAAAAAAGAAGGAUAAAGUAGGAGGGCAGGGCAGGGGAUUUUCAUCGUCUCCCCUCCCUUCCCCAUCUUCCCUUUCUUUUGCUCUCGCUCCAACUCUAGCGCAGGCUAUCAUCGCCAUAGAAGGGAUUUUAAGGAAGGUUUUGCAAACUGUUAGUUCUAAUUCCAAAUUUUCUGCUUAUUUUGUAGGAAAUAAUUUUGAAGAGAGCCGCCGACCUGGCCGAGGCUGUUUGCUACAAUAUUCCGCGCACCCCAACCCAGCUUCAUGGCUCUCAAUACCCAGCCCCUGGGGGUCCCCCACCUACCACGGCAAGCGGUACACAUUCAAUGAUGAUUGGACAACACUUCACCGCCAUCACCCCUGACGGGAUACCUAAUGGCGGUACCUACGUGGCUAUUGCUAACCCGGAAGGUCCCUCUGUCGUUUAUGGCAACUCAGGGCAUGGAAACCAGCAGCAGAGAAUAGCGGGUUCUACUGAUGUAAACAAUAAUGAGGUCACCAUAUCCACGACAGGUACUUUUUUAAAAAUUAUUUUAACCCGUUAGUGCCAAGUGUGGCCAAGGGCAAAAUUCAUCAAAAAUUCCCAAAUUUCGUUUUGUAAAAUUUUCGAAACAAAUAGCACCAUUUGGAGGUACAGGCAGAGAGGUUUCAUUUGAAUGGUCACAUCACAGGAUUUUGUCCACAGACUCAACAGUUGGAACUAUUUGAAGGGGCUCCAACAUUCACUGGCAAUGAAAGGGUUAAAUGUUAGAUUCAUUCCGUUAGUUGUGUUUUACUUUGACGCCAAUCAGUUAUUUUCUCCAGGGAUAGCAGUGUAUACUCGUUAGAACGUGAUUUUGUAUCAUCUAAUUUCCUUGUCUUAAAAUUUGCGCCCACACGGGCAAUGGAUAAUGCGAAGGAAGAAGUGAAGUCGUUCCCGGCCUAUCAUCUGGGUUACUUCACCGAAAUUAAUUGACCUUGCGGGUAUGUUUCAAGUCUUGUGGUAGUCUGUGAUCGUGCCCUCCCCAUGUCUUUAUUAUGACUAGGACUAGGUAUCGUCGGACACCUGUGAAUUAAGCUCGAUUCUCAGCCACUGGUCGGGAAAACAAGCUCGGGUUCCUCCCUUCUCUGUGAAAAGACCGAACUCAGAAGAGCGGAGGAGCUCAAGUCUAACUGCUUCCUCGUUAUCGCUGAGCGGAGGGUCAGCGUUACCAAAGUGAGCAGGCCAGAACUGUUUUCCUCUUUAGCAGUUUAGGAUGAUGACUUUAUCGCUAAAGAACACUGUUAAUCAGUAACAACGACGGAGACGGCAACGAGAACGGAAAAACAAAAAGAUUUAGAUAAGCACAACAACACCUUUGCACGAGCAUCGCGCUUUUUUGUACAUUUCUUUGCCGUCGUUGCCCGAAUAGGACGGUAAAGAACCUAAUUUCACGUUUAUUGGAGGACGGGAACACGAGACGGUGACAUUCUUCUUCUUUUCCUGAACUUCGAUACAGUCCUUUAGAAUUCAACUCUAGACAAAUUCGCCGACAUUUCGUGAACUGAACGAGAUGAAAUAAGCGCGAUAAAGUUUAAAGCAGCACGAAUUCACUUUUCAAGUGACGUUUUAGUAGCCGUCACCUUCGUUGUUGCUUAACCCUUUAAACCCUAAGAUCAAAAUUAGAAUUCUCAGUUGUCGCCUCUAUUCAUUUACUGUAAAAUAUCAAGCAAAUGCAUCUUGUGUGAUCGUGUCCGUAAUUCUCAUGACCUGUGUUUUAUAAAAAAGCAUUGCAAUUACAAGGAGAAAUUUGAUGCUGAUCACUCGUAGGGUUGAAAGGGUUGAGCUCCCUUUUAGAAAAGAGAAGAAAUCUUGGUCGAGUUAACUUUUGCAAAGACGUCUGGGAAAAAAUUGGCCAAUAGCUGACCGGCGCGUUCCCAGUAACGAUCCCAGAAAAACUAGCGCGCUUUCGAUAUAUUAAAAUUCUAUCAUGACUCCGAGGCUUUGUGGUCAUUUUUCUAUAUUUGGUUUGGUUUUCUUAAUUCUUUGUUCUCAAGUCUCUUCUGGGAAUUGCGAGACAAUGGAGUCGUGAGAAAUUUGCAAUCUUGACCCUAACGCCUCGGAGUCACGCUAGAUUUUUACUAUACGCCACUUCCACAUCUCUCAUAAUGCACCUUAUUUGCCCCCCAAAAUUUUGCAUAACCUUUGUUUUUCAUUUCUCCUGGGUGUUACAGCCGUCCCAAGAGAAAUUGAAAAACAAUGCUUAAUCAAAAUUUCUGGGGGCAUUGUGGGAAAUGUGGAAAUGGCGUAUAACGAACGUGGGCAUUUACGGGACACAUUUCGGUUCCAAUUCCCAUCUCUUUUCUUAAGUGGCCUAUAAUGGUGUGAGGUUCCGCGGCAUAGAGCUCAGUUUGAGGCGUCGUUUUAUUGUUUUCUCAUGCUUUUUAAUAGAAAGUAACACAACCACGUCAAGACACGUGAACAUGCCGCCGCCAGGUUACCCACACAGUAGCUCAUUACCAACUGAAGCGGGGCAUGUUGUAUCACCACCAAACUCUGAAGUCCAAGUCGCUCCCGGCACUGUUAUUUCUAUGUCAAGUGCAGCAAAUGGCAUCAAUGGAUUCUCCACCAGUCUUCCCCCAUCAAUUACUCUGCACAACAUGGCAGUUCCUUCCUCGCCUGGCUUCCUUAAUGGUGCAGCAUGUAAGUCGUAUAAAGCUUAACGGUUGUUAGGAUAAAAAUUCUUGUCUAUACAAGAUUAAGACUACAAAACAAUUAUUUUAAUGUUGUUAUUCCCAAUAAUCCAAAUUUCACUAUUUGUGUUGUUAUAAAUCUUUGGCUAAAUAGAAAUUUUAAUCUGUAUCAGGCUAGAUAUGUUAAUCGUUUAGCGUAGUUGGCUAAUAAAAUGAGGAAUAUUCACGCCAUAUGUUUUUCUUUUCCAAGCACUAAACUAUACUUUAUUGCUUUCCGCCAUCUUUUUCGGCGCAAGCAAUAUUGUAACUACAUGUGCACUCGCCAAAGAAACAUUGGUGGCCAUAUUGGUAGCCAUAUACGCCAGCAAAGAAAACUUGUUGGGGGAAACCUGCCAGUAUUAAUGGGUUUGAAAAAGCCCAGCGCUUAAAACGUGAUCUUUCACAUCCCUUUACGGUUACCGAGCAGCACUAAAUGCUGACUUGUCUGUGAAAACCAGCGCUUUUUUCAGAUUUGCUUUGAAAUCUUGAAAUUGACCUUUUCUCUUGUCGCCUAAAACUUAUGAGUUCUUUAAUAUAUGUGUUACAGUUGUGCCACAGUCGCCGUCCCUUCCACCCACCCCCAACAGUGUACCGCCCAAUGCAAAUGCAGGGAUGUUUGCCUUUCCGUCCAACAUGAUCCAAGCCGUGAAGGAAAAGAGUGCGUUUAAUCCUGUUAUGAGACCGCCCAAUGUGUCAGAGGGAAACCCAUCCUCUGGUUCCCAUAGUAACUCCGUGCAAGGUUAGCUACUAAAACUAGAAAUAACCAAAGGUUAGGGAGUGCGGGCGAAACGAUCGAAGGUCAAACGCUCUGUUGCUCCAACACUGUGGCUUUUGUUGCGUACGUUUCUCGUGAUAGAUGGCCAAAACACGCGUGAUCAGAUAAAGAAUGAUAGAUGGCCAAAACACACGUGAUCAGAUAACGAGUGAUAGAAGGUCCAAACGCGCGUAAUAAGGUUGCGUUUUGUGCAUUCCAUUCAUUUUUAGUGGAAGUCCAAAUAAAGCUAGCUACAUAGUUGCCGGGCAUGCGUAAUAGCAAUCUGGAGAUUAGGAUUACGGGCUCCUCUUGCCGCCCUCAAUGUCGUUGCGUGCGUUUCUUAAGCCUGCAGAAAAGGCGUUUUUGUUUUCGCGUUUAUUCAGGCAUCCCUUCCGUCGCGUGUCUUACGCUCCACACCCAGCCAUGCGCUUGCCUUCGCUGACCUAAGAAACACGAUAAAAUAGCUCCUGUUCUGCAAGUUAGACGAAGAUUGUCGUAGAGAAAUACAUGAAUCGUGGGUUCCCCAAGAUCUCUAUUCUCAGAAGGAGCGAGGAAAGGACAGGAGACGUUAGUACGUGAAAGGUGCACAGCUGAAAACGACGCGUUCUUUUUCGGCUGCUUUUCCUCCCCCUCCGCCCCCCCCCCCCCCCCCCCCCCCCCCCCCCCUCUUUUUUCCCUUCCCCUUCUUCCCCCCACACCCCUCCCCCCCCCCCCCCAUCCUUUUUAACCCCGCCCCUCCCCCCCUGAAAUGGUUUUUUCUUCCCCUUUUUUUUUUUUUUUUAAUAUAAUACUUAGUUUUGUUUGGUAGUUUUUUUUGUGUUGGUUUUUUUCUUCUUCUUUUACUACGCUAGCAAAAAAAAAACAAGAAAAAAGCCCAGGUCUUGCAAGUUAGACAAAGAGUUCGUAAGAAAAAAACAGGAAGCGGGGGGCCCCCAAAACCUCAAUUUCCGAAAGGAGGGAGGAAAGGACGGGGAACUUUGGGACGGGAAAGGUCCCCACCCGAAAACGCGCCUUUCUUUUUCCGCCCCUUUUCCCCCCCCCCCCCCCCCCCCCCCCCUCCCUCACCCACUCCACCUUUUUUUCCCGUUACCAUGUUCCCACCAAGAGCGUUGCCCCACUUUCAGAAUUCGUUUGAAGCCAGCUCCUUCAUCCUAGAAAGGGUUUAGUUCACUACUGUAUUUUAAUUAUACGAAUACGUACUGAGUUGUUUUGGUGAUAUUGUGUAGGUAUGGUGUCUCCCUCGUUUGGCGGAACAUAUGCAAUUCCUGUGAGUGCUGCAGUACAGUCCAAAACAUCGAAUCACGCAGGAGGUAAUUCAUAA
Molecule: messenger RNA, 13237 nt
Organism: Porites evermanni
Lineage: Eukaryota; Metazoa; Cnidaria; Anthozoa; Scleractinia; Poritidae
Source: the annotation of a GenBank genome assembly